Vanessa atalanta (red admiral) is the source of this 3670-nucleotide messenger RNA. RefSeq names its product vesicle-associated membrane protein 2-like. NCBI's taxonomy places the organism in Eukaryota, Metazoa, Arthropoda, Insecta, Lepidoptera, Nymphalidae. Gene Ontology annotation, molecular function: SNAP receptor activity; syntaxin binding. The record is from RefSeq and is a predicted model, not a curated record. Gene Ontology annotation, cellular component: plasma membrane; SNARE complex. The transcript is spliced from 7 exons. Gene Ontology annotation, biological process: vesicle fusion; vesicle-mediated transport. Bases 402 to 740 code for a protein of 112 amino acids.
CUCCCAUGCAAAUCGGGAAAACUUGUCACGGAAGGUUUUCACUUCUAUCUUUAUUUUCUUAAAUACAGGAUAUUUUAACAUUGUUCGUACAGUUCGGUCUCUUGUGUUGAUGUGUUAUGGUGUAGGAGUGCGUUUCAUGAUUGUUACACAGCAUAGAAGGUAACUUCGAUUUGAGAAAUACCUUUCCUAAAAAUAGAUCGGUGGCCGAUAUUCUUGUGGGAAAAUCUAGUAAGCAUCCCAUUCAUGAAGUACAUUCAUUUGGUGCUGAGCAGUGAAGGUGCAUAGGUCGGGGAAGAUUCAUUGCCAGUGAAUGAACUUAGGAGAGAAUUUGUGAAAGAAAUUAAGAAACUCUUUUCAUUUGUUCGGAUUUUCAUCGACGCGCAAAUACAGACCAUCUAAAAAUGGCGGCUGAGGGAGGAUUAGCGCCUACCAGCGAUGAUAUGCCAGUUGGUGGACCAAAAACACCACAGCAGAUUGCUGCACAGCGUCGCCUACAGCAGACGCAGGCACAAGUCGAUGAAGUGGUUGACAUAAUGAAAACAAACGUGGAGAAGGUAUUGGAAAGAGAUCAAAAGCUUUCGGAACUCGACGACCGGGCAGAUGCGCUGCAGCAAGGUGCGUCACAGUUUGAACAGCAGGCUGGAAAACUUAAGAGCAAAUUCUGGUUGCAGAACCUAAAGAUGAUGAUAAUUGCUGCCGUUAUCGGAAUUAUCAUUCUAGCUCUUAUCAUUGGUCUGUAAACACCUAAACGAAAGGAGGAGGCCGAGGUACCUAUUUCAACAGCAAAUCGAUUUCGGCACUCAAGCUAAAUAAUAAAAUUGUUCUUUUAAUUAGAUAUUAGUGAUGUUGAUCGUUUCCAACAAUUAUUCUGUAAAUUCCAAUGUAUAAACCUUACUGUGUAUUUCUUAUAGAUCGUCAUAUAUUUACAUGUUUUGAAAAUCACUCGUCCUUUAACACGAAUCCUUUUAGUCACUAUCAGCAAAAUGAUAAACAAAUUAGAGUAUUUUUAGAAGAUCUUUCUUUGUUAAAAUAUUUACCUUAUAAAAAUGUAACAACAUGAUAUGCUAUUUGCUAUACAUAUUAUAGAUACCUAAGGCUUAUCGAAAAUAUACCAUAUCUUGUAAUUUUAAAUUGUGUUCAAAAUAAGAUGGGUCGUAAAUGACUUAAUUUGUUUUUUUAAAUUUGGACCAAGUUUCUGAUGUUGACUUGUUAGUGACCGCAUUUAUUUUUAUAAAUCAUAUAUUUCUUAUUCUGUCGUCUGUUUAGGGAAAACUGUAUCCGUCACACCGUGUAUCCAACAUUUUUUUUUUUUCGUAACUGAAUUUGCUAAUACAUUUAUUAGACGGUGUGACAUCCCCUGCGGAACGUCAGCUUUAUAGUCGAUCUUUGAUACCAAUUUAUAUAAAUUCGUUUGACUCUUUGCUUAUAAUAUUUUAUAACACUUUUUAGAUGUUGAAUAGGUACAUAGGUUGUUUGUAACGUGAGCUGGUCCAUUUCCUAUAUAGUUAUUUUAUUUAUGUAUAAAAAAAUGAUCCAAAUAUUAUUUAAAAUAAUUUUCGUAAAUCAAGAUAUUUAUAUAAGUUUUAAUGAUCUGCUGUAGUUGUCAUUAAAAUUAUUUAACCAACCUUAAAUGUCUAUGCUAUUCCUACUUAAACGAAAUUUGUAUUCGUUGUUAUUAUCUAGUAAUAUGCUAUUAAACAUGCUAUAUAAUUAUAGCUGAAAUGUAGUACGUUGUAUUUUUUCUGUGUGUAAAAUAUUAUGUAUAGCUUAUUAGACACUUAAUGUAAAAUACUGCACGUUUUGAUGCUAAACUGUAGUUAAUGUCAUGCUAUAUUAUAUUGGAAAGACCUAGUCAACAAUAUACUUAUGUGACAUUGGUCUGCGUUCUCCAUUAUUUAUUUUAUUCUUUAUUUAAAAAAUGCAAAAUUUUAUUUACGAAUAAAUUUGUGUGUAAUAAGUCUAUUUAAAUAUUAUAUAUUUCGUUUUGAGAAUGCAGUCUAUAAAUAAUAUGUUAUUAUUAAUGAAUAAAUUUUAAGUACAACAUGUUUAUUAUAACAUAAUUUAAAAAUGAAUUGAGUCAAAGGUACCAAAUGUAGGUGAUGACGUCACUUAAUUCCGAAUGGAAUUUAUCUUAAGAUUUAUCUAGAAUACAGUCUUAAGUUGUAUGAUAAACUUAACUUCAAAAGUUAAGUUUUCAAUCGAACUUAGACAUAGUAAAAUGUAAUCAGCGUUGGUUGACAGUCACGUUAGUAUUUUUAGUUUAUAUCAUAAUUAUGCACUACAUUGUUGUUGAAUCUUAUUAUAGAAGUGUUUAUCAAAUUUUAGUUGUGUAUCGUAUAGAUAUAGUUUAACUAUUAACACUCGCCUCUUUUUUUGAAACGAGGUACGAAUUAUAAUAGUAUCUAUUGCGUUAUCCUACCAGUUAAUAAACGCUAUAAUAAUAUCGUUUUAUUUUCGAUUUCAAAAUAUUUAUAUUGACUACUUGUAUUAAAUAUACCUACUGUGAGCGUAGCUUUCUUAUUUUUAUAAAUAUCAAAAUUGUAUUUUUUGUAUACCUCAGGUUUCGAAAAAAGAGGCCCAAAAAUUCACUGUAAGGUAAAAAUAAACACACCAGUCUUAAAAGAGACGUAUAGAAUAGACAAAUGAGGUAAAGGUAAACAGUGUUGACAUUAUCUGUAUAAACUAAAAAGUUUCCAAAUACGAUAUUUUAAUCAAACUGUUAAGUACAAAACAUUAUUUUAACAAAAAAAAUAGAUCAAUUUGAUAUUUUUAUGUGAAAAAAAUAAAUUAUACGUACCUAUUUUUAAGAACGAUGUUCCGAAUAUCUUACUAAAUACUAAUAGUGACAAAAUAUAUAUUUUUAUUUAAAAUUAAUUAAAUAUUUUAUAGACAGAGACGGUUAAACUUUUUACCUUUAUUCUUAUUGAAUAUUUAAUAUAAUGAUUAUAAUAUCUUAAUCGUUAAGAAAACAUUACGUAGUAACAAUAGAUAAAUAACCAUUAGACUACUUAUUGAAUGUCCGGAAAUUUUAGAAUAGUUUUCAUUUACUUAGAUAAUUUUAUGCGCUUUUUUAUGGUAUUUGAAAUAUUAAUUAUAUAAGUUAACGUAAUAAAAAUAGCUGUUUUGUUUCGGUCAAAUAAAACUUGUAUUGAAUGCUUACUGUUUAGUACUAUAUUUAAUGUAAAAAGUGUUGAGAAAGUUAUGAUUUUAAUUCGGUAUUUGAAUUCGACAACAUGUAACCAUAAUAUUAAGAUAAAUUUUGAAAAUAUCGUAACAAUUGUUAUGGCAACACACAUUUACUGUUACUAUUGUGUUAGAAGAAAAUUGUUCAAUAUUUAAAAAAAAAAACUAAUAUAACAAGUUAAAAUAUUCAUAGUACCUAUCUUAUCUAUGAAAAAAAUACAUAAAUACAUUAAAUCGAUCAUACGAAUACUGGGUAUAAUAUGUGUGUCUAGAAUUUAAAGAUAAAUUUUGUUGUAUUUGAACGUUUUUAUCUACGAAAUAAUUGUUUUAGAAGAGGAAUACUCAUCAGACAACCAAAGGCUUAAUGUAUAACAAGAUAUAAAACUUUCAAAUAUAACAAACUAGUAUUCUGUAUUACAAAUCAAGUACAUAAUCAAUGUAAUCUCAUUUUAAGAACCAUAGAAAUUAAAAAUGAUUGUAAUUCUGU